Messenger RNA from Penicillium canescens, 1674 nucleotides. Its product is annotated as sugar porter family MFS transporter. Gene Ontology annotation, molecular function: carbohydrate:proton symporter activity. Bases 1 to 1674 code for a protein of 557 amino acids. Gene Ontology annotation, biological process: transmembrane transport; carbohydrate transport. The transcript is spliced from 4 exons. The record is from RefSeq and is a predicted model, not a curated record. Lineage: Eukaryota; Fungi; Ascomycota; Eurotiomycetes; Eurotiales; Aspergillaceae. Gene Ontology annotation, cellular component: membrane.
AUGGUGGACAAAAAAGAAUCCCCAGAUGCUGAGCAUCUUGAAUCCGAAGUGAAAAUAGACCCUGCUAGUUUCAUCCCCGGACAAGCGAGAGAACCAUAUGGCGAGGCUGGUCUAAAAGGCAUUAUAGACAACAAAUAUGUCUGCACUUGCGCGGCCUUCGCUACUCUGGGUGGUGCAAUGUUUGGUUAUGACCAGGGAGUUGUAAGCGUGACUCUUACAAUGGAACAGUUCCUUGAGAAGUUUCCAGAGGUUGCUGCCGAUGCCCCAGGUGGUGGCUUUAUGAAGGGCAUUCUCACAGCGAUGAUCGAAUUGGGAGCUUUCUUGGGUGCUAUGAACCAAGGGUGGCUCGCAGACAAGAUCUCUCGCAAGUGGUCAAUUAUGGCUGCAGUUUUUAUCUUCGUCUUUGGGGCGGCAUUACAAACUGGAGCAACAAGCUUCGCCAUGCUUGUUGGCGCUCGUUUCGUGGGAGGGAUUGGGGUUGGCAUGCUUGCAAUGGUGGCACCACUGUACAUUUCAGAGAUUGCACCUCCUGAGAUUCGUGGUACAUUGCUGGUGUUGCAAGAGCUGAGUAUUGUCACGGCCAUUGUUAUCGCUUUCUACAUCACAUAUGGCACUCGCUACAUCCCCGGCGAAUGGGCAUGGCGCCUUCCUUUCCUAAUUCAGAUGAUACCUGCCCUAUUCCUUGGUGCUGGUAUUCCCUUUCUCCCAUAUUCACCUCGCUGGCUUGCCGGGAGAGGGCGAGACGAAGAAGCCUUGCAGACUCUCUGUAAGCUACGAGGCGUUGACGAAGCCGAUGAGCGUGUAUUGCGAGAAUGGGUUGACAUUCGGUCAGAGGUUGCCUACUGUAAGGAGUUGAGUGCUGCGCGCCAUCCGAAAUGUCAGGAUGGGACGAUGUUUAGCCGCGUCAUACUUCAUGUGUGGAGUUAUCUCGACUGCUUCCGCAAGGGCUGCUGGAAACGGACGCACGUGGGAAUCGGAAUUAUGUUCUUUCAACAAUUCGGUGGUGUAAAUGCUCUUAUUUACUAUUCGCCCAGUUUGUUCGAAGGGAUGGGUCUCAACUACUUCAUGCAAUUAAAUAUGUCUGGAGUUAUCAACAUUUGUCAGAUGGUUGCUUGUAUCAUUUCACUCUGGGGAAUGGACAGAUUCGGUCGUCGGCCAUUGCUCUUCAGUGGCUCAAUUUGCAUGGUUCUCGCCCAUCUCAUUAUUGCUGUGUUAAUGAACAAAUUCCAAUCAGACUGGACUUCACACACAGGGGAAGCCUGGGUUUGCGUAGCAUUCCUCUGCUUCUUCAUGUUGUCUUAUGGAGCCUCGUGGGGCCCUAUCCCUUGGGCGAUGCCAGCUGAGAUCUUCCCCUCUUCGUUGCGUGCAAAAGGUAUGGCAUACUCUACGAUGUCCAACUGGUUGAACAACUUCAUUAUCGGUCUCAUCACCCCGCCCCUCGUGCAAAAUACGGGAUAUGGAACAUAUGUUUUUUUCUGUGUCUUUUGUGUUUUGUCCUUUGUUUGGACUUGGUUCUUCGUCCCAGAGACUAACGGACGUACCCUCGAAGAGAUGGAUGAAGUGUUUCAGGACAACACUGGCAGUGACGAAAGAGAUCAGCGUUCUAGGAUUGAAGCCACUAUUUGGUCACACGUGGCGGCAAACCCUCGUCAAAAUGCCGAAAUAUUCGCUUAG